Messenger RNA from Syngnathus typhle (broad-nosed pipefish), 1605 nucleotides. RefSeq names its product acyl-coenzyme A thioesterase 3-like. The transcript is spliced from 4 exons. Bases 1 to 1269 code for a protein of 422 amino acids. The record is from RefSeq and is a predicted model, not a curated record. Gene Ontology annotation, biological process: acyl-CoA metabolic process; fatty acid metabolic process. NCBI's taxonomy places the organism in Eukaryota, Metazoa, Chordata, Actinopteri, Syngnathiformes, Syngnathidae. Gene Ontology annotation, molecular function: fatty acyl-CoA hydrolase activity.
AUGUCCCUCCAAGUGCGCCUCCGUCUUCUCCCGAGUGCCCGCUGCCUUUUCGACGAGGCCGUCCACGUGAAGGUGGCCGGCCUGAGGUCCGAGCAGGUGGUUACCUUGAGGGCGCGGACCACCGACGAGCGGGGUACGGUCUUCCACUCGGCGGCCGUCUAUCGGGCGGACGGCAGCGGGGAGUUGGACCUCCGCCGAGACGCCGCCCUGUGUGGCACCUACGAGGGGGUGGAGCCCAUGGGCCUGCUGUGGUCUAUGCGGGCCGCCGUCCCCUUCAAAUAUUUCCACUGGACGAAGGCGCCGAGUCCUCUCGUGGUAAGGUUCUCUGUGCACGACGGCGUAGACGUGGAGGAGGAGGAGCGGGGAGGAGCCGUGGCGGAGGCCACCAACGAGAGGGUCCUGAUUGGGGAGGGCGUCAUCCGGGAGGUUGUUGACCUUGGAAAGUGUAACGGAGUGUUGUUCACACCACCAGGUGAAGGUCCCUUCCCGGGCGUGCUGGAUGUGUCUCCCUUUGCGUCAGAGAAGCGAGCCAGCCUGUUGGCCAACAAAGGCUUUGUGGUCCUGGCCUUGGCCGUCUUCUACGGCAAACCCACCGACGUCAAGUACGUAGAGCUUGACCGCUUCCAGCAGGCCCUGCGCUUCUUACAGCAGCAUGCUAAGGUGGGGAGUGACGGGCUGGGCGUGAUCGGGCGUUGCAAAGGGGGCGACAUCGCCCUGUCCUUGGCGUCCUUUGUGCCCGGCGUGCGUGCGGUGGUCUGGAUCAACGCCUGCAGCGCCAACAUCGGAGUCCCUCUGCACUACCGGGGUCAAGAGGUCCUCUCCUCCUUGACCUUGGACUUGAGCAAGAUCAUACCCACCCCAGACGGCGCCAACAUCGUCGAGUAUGGCGCCGGUGACCCCGACAGCGAAGAGAACCGGACCAGUCUGAUCCCCAUAGAGAAAGCGACCGCCGACUUACUCCUUCUGGCUUCCGAGGACGGCCUCAACUUCGACUGCCGGAACUACAUGGAGAGCAUGGCGGCGCGACUCCGACGAGCCGGGAAGCAGAAUGUGGAGACGGUGUGUUACCCGCGGGCCGGGCACCACCUGGAGCCACCUUACGGGCCCCACUGCUACUCAGGUGUCCAUGGGUUCCUGCGCAUACCUGUCUUGUGGGGCGGUGAGCCCCGGGCCCACGCCCACGCUGAGGUGCUCGCCUGGAAGAAGGUGGAGGACUUCUUCAGGAACCGCCUGAGCUGCCCACUUGCCAACACCAAAGCCAAAUUGUGAACUGAAACACAGCUAAAUCGUCCAGAAAGCGUAAGUGGUCGUCCAACGCAUCAUAUUUCAUGAUGAUGCACUUUCCCUCCCCCCUUGCAUGCAAUACCAACUUUUUGAUUCAACUCGUGAUUUUUGUCAUAUAAAUGGCAAGUUUUCAAACUGUAUUUUACAUUGAAACGAUAAUCGUAAUUACAAAUGUCAAACUAAGAUGGCAACUUUAGUCUUUAACUUUUUUCCUGUAAAGAUAUGACGAUCAAUGCAAUAUUACAGUUUCUUUCUCGGAAAAUCUGAUUUAUCUUGCAAUGUCUUUUUAGAAUAAAUAUGACAUUAUUCUUGCAAAAUUUA